AUGACGAGUGUUGAUCUAUCAAGCAACAGGUUUGAAGGAGAUAUUCCAAAUUCCAUUGGAAGUCUGAGCUCACUUGUCUUACUCAACUUGUCUCACAACAUUUUCCAUGGUCAUAUUCCUGCAGAAUUUACAAAGUUGCAGCAGCUCGAAGCAUUAGAUAUCUCAUGGAACAGACUCAUCGGAGAAAUUCCAGGUCCAUUGUCGAGUUUGACAUUUCUUGAGGUGUUAAACCUUUCGUACAAUCAUCUGGCUGGGCGCAUUCCUAUUGGGAAACAGUUCAAUACAUUUCCAAAUGAUUCAUACUGUGGAAAUCCUGGAUUAUGUGGAUUUCCACUGUCAAAGGAAUGUGGAAACAAUAAUGAGUCACCACUUGAACACGAAGAUGAUGAUGAUGAUUCAUUUUUUAUGAGCGGGUUCACAUGGGAAGCAGUUGUAAUAGGUUAUGGUUGUGGUAUGAUAUUUGGAUUGUUGAUAGGCGGCCUCAUGUUUCUAUUGGGAAAACCAAAAUGGUAUGUGAACUUUGCUGAAGAUAUUGCUCAACAAAUUAGUGCUAAGAAGGGGACAAGGCAAAAGAAGAGACGUCAAAGACGUGGUCUACGAUGA
This is a messenger RNA of Solanum pennellii, 603 nucleotides long. RefSeq names its product receptor-like protein 9DC3. NCBI's taxonomy places the organism in Eukaryota, Viridiplantae, Streptophyta, Magnoliopsida, Solanales, Solanaceae. Bases 1 to 603 code for a protein of 200 amino acids. The record is from RefSeq and is a predicted model, not a curated record. The transcript has a single exon. Gene Ontology annotation, molecular function: protein binding.